GCUUUAACUGGUUACUUGAUUCUGAAGCGCCGCCUGACAUCGCCUGAUCAUGACAACCAGUUUCAUGCUCCCAUAAAGGGCUUUGUCAGGGUUGCCACGAAGCUCGCCGGUGUUGGCCAUAUGUGCGAGUAUGUGCGUCUUUCAAAAAGGCUUCGACGCCCCGCGUAGCAUAGAGGGCGGAUGUGGGGAUGAUUCGCUUCAUCUCCAUAUACUGUGGCAUACUCCGAAAUCAAAUUGAACAAAAUCAUACCGCGUCUCACGAUGGCUUCGAAUGCAGUGCCCGCGCCCGCCGAGAUUGCUCAUCUGGGGUUCCGCACCACGAACCCCGAGAGACUAGUCGACUUCUAUCAGAAAUUCUUAGGCGCAAGGAUCCUGCUCGCCAACGACUUCAUUUCCCUUCUCGCGUGGGACAAGGAGCACCACCGCCUGGCCAUCAUCAACGACCCCGCGGCCGCUGCCAAGGACGAAGGUGCCUGCGGAAUAGACCACAUCGCACUAAAGUUCGCCUCCGUCAACGACCUCGUCAAGGUAUACCGGUCGGGCAAGGAGGCGGGCAUCACACCUUUCCAAUGCCUCAACCACGGGGUGUCCAGCAGCCUGUACUACAAGGACCCCGAUGGCAAUCAUGUUGAGGCGAUGAUCGAGGCUUACGACAACCCGGAGGACGUAUUCAAACACAUGAAGGGCCUGGAUCCCACGAAAGUCAAGCUUGUCAAAUUCGACCCCGAAGACCUGUUGCGCAGAGUCGAUGCCGGCGAGGACGAGGAGACCUUGAGAAAAGCAGGAUUCAUUGGUCCACCCCCUACAGCGCUGGAGUGCUGAGUCCAUAGAAUGGACGGGAAUAUUAUUGAAUGCAGUCAUCAUGAGACAGACCUGCUCUGACAAUGAUAAGCGCGACAUGCUUCCUAACAAGUCCCAUUCUUGGUAUGCCGUGGCUCCCAGUAAAAUAGAUCGACAGCAAAAAAUGAUCGUUAUUGUCUGGUCAUCGUUACAAAGUUGUCCCGCCACAGAGCUGGAUCUCGGGACAUGCAAAGAGGGUUGCGCAAUCGUUUUGUACAAUAAAUAAAGACACCGUAUAACGGAUCCUAACGCAGACAACGGUCACACGAAGAUUCACAUCAACGGAUCGAACAGUGACCCAAUGCCUAUUACCACACGUUUUUGGGUAUCUCGGAUCAUCCAUCUGAGUCGUCGGACGCUACUUUUCGCGGGAUAGGUCAGCCCCCUUAUUGGCACCUCCCCCCACCUCCCCUGGCGUCACCGUGCCGGACUCCCGGA
Molecule: messenger RNA, 1278 nt
Organism: Colletotrichum navitas
Lineage: Eukaryota; Fungi; Ascomycota; Sordariomycetes; Glomerellales; Glomerellaceae
Product: glyoxalase/Bleomycin resistance protein/Dioxygenase superfamily protein
Exons: 1
Coding region: 262-822 (186 amino acids)
Source: RefSeq, a predicted model, not a curated record